GAGACAGACAGAAAGAGACAAAAACAGAGACCCAGAGACAGAGGAACCAAGACCCAGCAGAAGAGGGCGACAGAGACACACAGAGAGACAGAGACAAAAACAGAGAGGAACCAAGACCCAAGGAGAGAGGGCGAUGGAGCCUCAGAAAGUGAGGCAGACAGAGAUCCAGAGAGAGGGAGAGGGGCAGAGUCCCAGGGAGGGGGAGCAUAGACCCAGAGGGUAAGAGAUAGAGACCUAGAGAGAGACAAAAGCUAAAGAAGGACUGAGACCAGAGAGGGGCCAAAGCCCCAGAGAGAAAGGACGAGACCCUCACAGAGAGACAGGCAGAGCCCGAGGAACACUUAGAAAGGGAACCAGAUCCCCAGAGUAGUGGGGACAGGUGGGGAACACUCAGAGACAACGGAGAAAAAGUGACAGACUCUUAAGUGGGAACGGGGCUUGGGAUGAGAAUACGGACCUGCGUGGCGCCUGCAGAGGGAGGCGACGAGCCAGCGACCGCAGCAGCCCCUGACCCGUCCUCUCCGCUCUCGCAGGCGCCUCCUCCCGCCCCGCGCCUAGGACCGCCCAGGGGGCGGAGCGCCUACCCCAGUGACUGAGAAGCUGUGGCCGGCUCUCCCCGCUGCUCUCCUCUGUGCAUGUACCAGCGCCCACUCCUUUACCCGUCUCUUGGCGCCCCUGUCCGCAAUAUCUGUGGUUUAGGCUUCAUUCCCUUUCCUCCACCGGCUGGAAACUUUCACCCUUCCUCAAGGCCUCGUGGGCUCUGACCCGGAAUCUCUCCAUUCCAGCCCUGGCCCCCACCCCCGUGUCCAGCGAAGCAAAUGUCUUUCCCCUAACAGGUGCCUCAUUUCCUGUUCUCCAUCUCACCAGCCUGGCGGCUCCUGGAGCUCUGAAUGCUCAUUUUUAACGCCCCACUCCGCCAUCCACUUAUUAGUCUCAUCUUCCUCUGGGCCACUGAAGACGUUCCCAACCCCUUACAGAUCCCACCCAUCUGCCUGUCUCUUCCCAUCCAUCAUCGGACCCUCUUCCUAACGAAGUCCAAGUUUGCAACCCACAGCAGGACCUGAUGGCGCACGUCUGUCAUCCCAGCUACCGGGAGGCUGAGGCAGAGGCAGAGUAGCAAACCUAACGCCUCUCUGAACUCUUCAGCCUGCAGUCUCGGCCCCUCCCUAGUUCCCACCCAGAAGAUCCCAGGCCUCUUCUUCCACCCCUCCCCACUGUCCCAGUGUCUUACCGUCGCCUGUCUCCUGUCCGUUUGUUUGUUUGUUUGUUUUUUAAAUCAGGUUCCAUCUCCAUCUUCAGCUCUGUCUGCCUCCCACCCCAAGUGAGACCCUUCCCCUCAGUGUCCAGGCCCAAUAACGACUGUUAUUAAUUUCCUGGGUUUCCAAUCACUGUUAACCUAACCAAACCAUUUCCUAUUCAUCUGUUUUUCCAGUACAGGUCCUGCCUACCAAGACUUUAGGCCAGUUACCAGUUUGUUUGUUUGUUUUUUUUUUUGUCAGUUUCUCCUACUGCGAUUUUUUUUUUUUGAGGUAGAAUUUCAUGUCACCCAGGCUGGACUCCAUCUCAGUCUGCAGCAUGACCUUGAACUCCUGACCCCCCUGUCUCCACCGCACCUGUCUCUCUCAUACCUGGCUCCUAGGUCUCCAUUUUCGCUGUGCUGCUGAGUUAGGCAUUUUUAGGGUUCCCUUGACGCCCCGCCCUCUUCUAGGUACGACCCAAUCCCUGAGGCUUCUGUGCAACCCCACCUCCUCCAGCUAGGGUACGGAGUCCGUCUAGCUGUGACCCCGCCCAGCCCCUCGGCCCAAUCAGCUCUUGUCCUCCCUGCACCUACCCAAUCGCGCCCUCUUCAUCCAUUCAUCGUCUCCUCUCAUCCAAUCACGUUGGCCUUUCCACCCGGACCCCGCCCCUAAGAUCCUGCCUCCCCCCAGCCCCGCCUCCCCGUCCAAUGCUGAGCUCAGUGUGCGUUUGGUCCUUCCGCGGGCGCCAGGAGGCCGGCGAGCAGCAACCGCAGCCGGCACCAACGCCGCAGCCGCCCGAGUCUCCGCCGCCGCCGCUGCAUCAGCAGUGCGCGCAGCCCGGCCCUGCCGCGUGCCCGGCGGGUGCUCCGCUUUCCCGCGGGCCCGGGGGCCGGCGCGCCGAGCCAUGCCCCGGGCUGCCGGCGGUGGCCAUGGGGCGGCACGGCGGCGGCGGCGGCGACAGCGGUAAGAUCGUGAUCAACGUGGGCGGCGUGCGCCAUGAGACGUACCGCUCCACGUUGCGCACCCUGCCGGGGACACGGCUGGCCGGGCUGACCGAGCCCGAGGCGGCCGCGCGCUUCGACUACGAUCCGGGUACGGACGAGUUCUUCUUUGACCGCCACCCGGGUGUCUUCGCCUACGUACUCAACUACUACCGCACCGGCAAGCUGCACUGCCCGGCCGACGUGUGCGGUCCUCUCUUCGAGGAGGAGCUAGGCUUCUGGGGCAUCGACGAGACGGACGUGGAGGCCUGCUGCUGGAUGACCUACCGCCAGCACCGCGACGCAGAGGAGGCACUCGACUCCUUCGAGGCCCCGGACUCCUCGGGCGCCGCCAACGCCUCCAACGCCGGAGGCGCCCACGAUGCAGGCCUGGACGACGAGGCAGGCGCCGGAGGUGGCGGGCUGGACGGAGCAGGCGGUGAACUCAAGCGCCUGUGCUUCCAGGACGCGGGCGGAGGCGCCGGGGGACCUGCCGGGGGCGCGGGAGGCGCGGGCGGCACGUGGUGGCGGCGCUGGCAGCCCCGCGUGUGGGCGCUUUUCGAGGACCCCUACUCGUCGCGGGCCGCCAGGUAUGUGGCCUUUGCGUCCCUCUUCUUCAUCCUCAUCUCCAUCACCACCUUCUGCCUGGAGACCCACGAGGGCUUCAUCCACAUCAGCAACAAGACGGUGACGCAGGCUUCUCCCAUCCCCGGGGCUCCCCCGGAGAACAUCACCAACGUGGAGGUGGAGACGGAGCCCUUCUUGACCUAUGUGGAAGGCGUGUGCGUGGUUUGGUUCACCUUCGAGUUCCUCAUGCGUGUCACCUUCUGCCCGGAUAAGGUGGAGUUCCUCAAAAGCAGCCUCAACAUCAUCGACUGUGUGGCCAUCCUGCCCUUCUACCUGGAGGUGGGCCUCAGCGGCCUGUCCUCCAAAGCCGCCAAGGACGUUCUGGGCUUCCUGCGCGUCGUCCGCUUCGUGCGCAUCCUGCGCAUCUUCAAGCUGACCCGCCACUUCGUGGGCCUGCGGGUCCUGGGCCACACGCUGCGUGCCAGCACCAACGAGUUCCUGCUGCUCAUCAUCUUCCUGGCUCUGGGUGUGCUCAUCUUUGCCACCAUGAUCUACUAUGCUGAACGCAUUGGUGCCGACCCUGAUGACAUCCUGGGCUCCAAUCACACCUACUUCAAGAACAUCCCCAUCGGCUUCUGGUGGGCCGUGGUCACCAUGACCACCCUGGGCUAUGGAGACAUGUAUCCCAAGACGUGGUCUGGGAUGCUGGUGGGAGCAUUGUGUGCUCUGGCAGGAGUGCUGACCAUUGCCAUGCCGGUGCCCGUCAUCGUGAACAACUUCGGCAUGUACUAUUCACUGGCUAUGGCCAAGCAGAAAUUGCCAAAGAAGAAAAACAAACACAUCCCCAGGCCUCCACAGCCUGGCUCACCCAACUACUGUAAGCCUGACCCCCCGCCUCCACCCCCACCACAUCCCCACCACGGCAGCGGUGGCAUCAGCCCACCACCGCCCAUCACCCCUCCCUCCAUGGGGGUGACGGUGGCUGGGGCCUACCCACCUGGACCCCACACGCACCCCGGGCUGCUCAGGGGUGGUGCUGGGGGACUGGGCAUCAUGGGAUUGCCUCCCCUGCCAGCCCCUGGUGAGCCCUGCCCACUGGCUCAAGAAGAGGUGAUUGAAACCAACAGGGCAGGCAGUGACUUGGGUGUCCUGGAGGAAGGAGUAGACCCCCGUCCCAAUGGGGACCCUGCAGCAGCUGCACUGGCCCAUGAGGACUGCCCUGCCAUCGACCAACCAGCCAUGUCUCCAGAAGACAAGAGCCCGAUCACUCCCGGAAGCCGGGGUCGCUACAGCCGGGACCGAGCCUGCUUCCUUGUCACUGACUAUGCCCCUUCCCCUGAUGGAUCCAUCCGAAAAGGUUACGAGAAGUCCCGCAGCCUGAGCAGCAUUGUGGGCCUGAGCGGGGUGUCCCUGCGCCUCGCGCCCCUCGCCACUCCCCCUGGCUCGCCCCGGGCCACGCGCCGAGCUCCCCCAACCUUGCCCUCCAUCCUCUAGCGCUUCCCUCCCCCCUGUGGGGGGACUGGGGGUGAUGGGAAGGUCUAAAGGCGCUGGGAGUGGGGGGUGGGGAAGGGGUCCUUUAAAAAAUGUCAUUAAUAAUAUGCAAAAGAGAUGACGAUGCCAGCAGACACCCCCGGCCUCACUCCCCACAUACUAGAGAACCCCAGGAUACAGGGGGCGGGGCCGGAGCCUGUUCUCCCCCAACUCUCUCCCCUCUCAGAAAAAAAAAAGGAAAAAAAAAAAAAAGAAAACCUCAGGUCUCCAUGAGCCAUAGGACACCCCUCCCAUCGACUCCUGUAAAUAACUAAAAGCUGAUUCCAUCUUGGGGCACCCACUCCAGUUUGCAUGCCUCCCAGACCCCCUCUUCAGCAAUAAGCCGCCAGGAGCUGCGUGCAGAGCGUUGGAGGGGAGGCCACUGGGAGCUUCUGGGGUCGGGGAUGGCAUUUUAGGGGUUUUACUGAUCACUCACCAAAAGGGCGACCCACCCAUCACUAUCGAUUCAGGAAAAACAAACAAAAAACCCUCUAGGAACAUGUAGGGAAAGGAAAGCAGGUUAAUCAGCCGCAGCCUUGAGGAGCUCAGCUGGGGGGUGUGGGGUUCUGCCAGCUGCUCCCGGGCUUGGAGGACUCCAGCUGGUGCAUUCCACCUACGCCCGCCUCCAGGGAUCUGCUUCCUCUAUGCGCUGCAUGGACUCCAGGCCCAGAAUCCUCCACCGCACCCUGUCUCCACUCUAUCCCAGACCAUGAGACUAGCACCCUAGACUUCCGGAGAUUGACCCCGGCACCCUGCACCCUCAUCCCCGCGCACUCCGGCACCCCACACUCCCCAUCUCCAUCACUCCGCCCGUCCACCACUGGCCACGCCUGCUCCUCUGUUCUUCCGCCCUCCCAGCCCCUUCCUUUGCACCCCAGCUCACUUCCAGACUCCAGGGCCUAACCGUCCUCAUGACCACCCAGACAUUGCCCAGACACACCCAUAUCCAUUCACGCUCCCCCAACCCAGACAGCCCUGGCCCCCUGAUGUCACACUUCCCAGUCCCAGGUGCCUCUGAUGCAAGGCCUUCCCCGACGGGCUCCGCCUGUCUGAUUCCAGGGAGCUCCCACCCCGUCCAGCAUCUCUGUCUAGGCAAACCCCCCUCAAAGCCCUUUCCACCGAGAUGGUGCCAAAGCAGAGUUUCCCAGAGCGUGGGACCCCUGUUCCCUCGUGUGCUGUAGUUUGCAGAGUACACAAACGACCAAGUGUUUCAAACGUGUAUGCUCCAGGCUCGAGUGCACACCUGGCUGGUGCGCCCGGCAGCGCACAGCUGAGUGUUCACAUUGAAAGCAAGUCAAGGACAGUCAAGCACACAGCUUGCCUAAUGUGCUAAGGUCCCGGGGUUCAAUCUCCGGCAGCCCCUCUUCCCCUAAAACAGCCCCAAAGUGGUCAUAGGAGCUGUGGCCCGCGAGGUGGGCCCUUCCCAGCGUUCCUUGCCCACCACGUUCGCGGUGGAAAACUUUUCCAAAUCCCAUCUUGGCUCCAGUAUGCUACCUCCCCCAAGCCCAGAGACCACACUGGUUCCAGAACCCCAAACAAACCCCUUUGGAGCAGGGUGGUCAGCAAAAUUAGCAAUCUCUCCCUUGUUCCCACAGCCUCAGGGAGCCCUCCCGCUGCCACCAGCGUGUCGGUGAGAGAGUCCUUGGGCCCAAUUCUUGAUGCAACGAUUCCUAUGCAAGGGACAUUUUGAGUCCCCCCGCCCACCUCCAGCCUUCCCUUGGGACUUUAAGCCCUGCUGAGACAGGGGUUGAGGGGUGGGGUGGGAUCUGAUAGGGGCAGGGCAAAGGGCUAGGGGACUCCAGACAUCAGUGUAUGCCAAAGGGUUUAACUUUAAACAGCCCCUAUUACCCCCAUCCCUCAAAAGAGGCAGAUGGGGCGGAGAAAGGGGGCAAGAGUCCUUUUUGAGGGUACCACUUCCCGCUGUCUCCCCUGCGCUCCAGUUUCCCACACGUAUCCAGCUUUUUAGUUAAGCUUUUUUUUAAAAAGCUGCCAUCGUUAUAAAUGUCUACAAAACGUGAUUUUUUUGCCCCCUUCAUAUCUCCCAAUUUACCAAACAGUGUGGGGUUCGGGGAGGGAGAGCCAGGUCCUGGUCUCCCUUUUCCCCUCGGCCGCCAGGGUGCCUGCAACUGCACGCAUGCGCUGCAUGACGCGCCCCCCCACACGCAUGCGUCGCGCAUCCCUCCUGCGCUAGUGGGGGGGACGCACGGGCUGGGGGCGGGGCGGUGGGGAGGAAUGAUUGGCAGGGGGCAAGGAGGUCUUCCUGAGCUCAGCAGCUCCCCUCCUUCCCCACACACUCACAGCAAUAAGUUUCUCUACUUCUAGUGGGCGGACGGGCCUGGCCUGGCCCGGCGCGGGAGGGGCUGGCCAAGGGGCGCUCUCAGGGAUGGGGGCGGGUCCUGAGUCUGGGGGAGGGGAGGUCUGCAACUCUGGUGCUAACAGGCGGGUCUUCCUGGUCCACCCGCAGGCAGGCAGGGAGGGGUCGGCAGGCUCCUCCCCCAAGCCUCCCCCACGCCCAUCCAGGGUGCAUGAACCACCCACGCAGAAGCUGCCGCAUGUCAGUCCUCCCCCACAAAGAAACAGUGUCAUGUCCCUCCCCGGCCCAAUAAAUGAUUCCUUUUCAUUUA
This is a messenger RNA of Mesocricetus auratus (golden hamster), 6939 nucleotides long. RefSeq names its product potassium voltage-gated channel subfamily C member 3 (gene Kcnc3). NCBI's taxonomy places the organism in Eukaryota, Metazoa, Chordata, Mammalia, Rodentia, Cricetidae. Bases 1946 to 4279 code for a protein of 777 amino acids. Gene Ontology annotation, molecular function: delayed rectifier potassium channel activity; protein binding. Gene Ontology annotation, biological process: protein homooligomerization; potassium ion transmembrane transport. The transcript has 5 exons. The record is from RefSeq and is a predicted model, not a curated record. Gene Ontology annotation, cellular component: neuronal cell body membrane; dendrite membrane; voltage-gated potassium channel complex.